Messenger RNA from Temnothorax curvispinosus, 895 nucleotides. RefSeq lists its product as uncharacterized. The transcript is spliced from 6 exons. Lineage: Eukaryota; Metazoa; Arthropoda; Insecta; Hymenoptera; Formicidae. The record is from RefSeq and is a predicted model, not a curated record. Gene Ontology annotation, cellular component: transcription regulator complex; nucleus. The coding region runs from base 38 to 895 and encodes 285 amino acids. Gene Ontology annotation, biological process: regulation of transcription by RNA polymerase II.
UUAUGAUAAAAGUGUAAAAAGCUAUAAGGAUGCAACAAUGAAAGAGAAUGCGUGGACAGAAAUUGCUAAUGUUCUAGAUACUACAGUUACAGAGUGCCAGAAUCGAUGGACACGUCUCCGUCAACGCUUCAGCAAGGAGAGGCAGCUGCAGGAGCAAGAGACGAGGAGUGGAGCUGGAAAGCCCAUGAGACAAAAAUGGAUAUUAUUUGAGAGCCUCGCCUUCUUGGGAAGACAUAUAACCCACAGAAGAAGCUUCUCCAAUGUCAAUUGCGCAAAGCCAUCCGGGCCAAGCGGUAUCAGUGAGGUGGCGUUGAAAACCCAACAUUCGAGAGUCCUUCAGGACAAGCAUGAAAUGACCGCUAAUAACAACCUCAAUACACCACUUUCAACAUCCGGCCAGCAGUCUUUGUAUACACUGCCGUCGAAAGAAGUAUGCAACACAUUGCCAAAGUCGGUUUAUGAAAAUCAAUCUAUUUCUAACUCGAAACUUGGUCAUGACUUACGGCCACCCUCGCCGUUGCAAAGCCUUCCGCCACUUGCAGUUGAAGAAACUUCACUGUCAUCGACAUCUUCCUCAAUUUCGCGCCAAACACCUGCUUCGGAGACGGAGGAAACGAAUGUGGUGAGUCCACCAUCCUCCUGCUUUUCGGGAAACAUGCAAAGGACUUUUAAAAAGCAGAAGAUCAACCCGGUGGAAAUAGCGUUCCAUCAGAUGAACAAUACACUGAGUAAUAUAGCUGAAAUGUGUUCUCGGAAAAAACCUGUAAACGACAACGAUCCAGAUGUUGUCAUUGGAAAACUCGUCACAGCGGAGCUUCAAACAGCAACAGAACCAUACAAAAGCGAGUUAAAACGAAAAUUUAUGGAGUUGCUAUAUUUUUCAAAAACCAUGUAA